Messenger RNA from Caenorhabditis briggsae, 318 nucleotides. Bases 1 to 318 code for a protein of 105 amino acids. The transcript has 4 exons. The record is from RefSeq and is a predicted model, not a curated record. Lineage: Eukaryota; Metazoa; Nematoda; Chromadorea; Rhabditida; Rhabditidae.
AUGAUUCGAAGAAAACUACCAAAACACAAGUAUGGGAAUAAACCACAAUUAAUUACAGCAACCAAUCCAAAGACCGCCGCUGAAUUCCUUAGUCUCUGGAGAGAGAGAGAGAGUAAGAGGUUUUCUUCUGGAACGAAACGAGGACAAAAUGGAAUUUCGCCAGAAUUUAUGAGUGAAAAUCGUUUUGGUGUCGGCCUUUUCCGGUCAAAAAUGUGUUCAAUUUCAUUUACGGGCUGCUUUUGUCGGUCGGGCUCUUUUUCGGACAAAAGCGACCGUCGGGCGGAUGUUCAAACUUCGCUCCCGUGGAUCAGUGGGUAG